GUAUCGGUUCCGGGGUUGCAAUAAGCCUUACGAAUGUUCCCUCGCUCGCCGUGGUAUCUCAUCGCUUCCAGCGACGUAGAGCUCUCGUGAUGGCACUCGUCAUUACAGGGCCGUCGAUGGCUUUAAUCUUGCAUCCGAUUAUGCUCAACAACCUUAUCAAUGGAAGACUUGGCUUUGCAAAUGGUGUCCGUGCUUCCACCGUUUCUCAAGGUCAUGAGCUACACUCGUGUUUUACAUAACUCGUGGAGAGAUCGUCCUUGUGUUUGUGCGUGUUCAGGGAUGGCUGCUUUCGAAGUCGGAUUAUUUUUCAUGUUAUUUUAUCUCCAAGCGGACUCCCGUUUGCACGGUCUAAGCAAAGGAUUUACGUUUUAUUCGCUUACAAUCUUCAAUACUGGUUCUUUGAUGGGAAGACUUACCGCUGGCGUUGUCUCCGCCUACGUGGGCAUCCCGAAUACGGUCGCCGGCUGCUCGUUCAUAUCAUCUGCUGUAGUGUUUUCAAUGAUCGGCUUGCGAUCAGUGACCAGCGCGGCACUGAUAGGUAUUAGCUAUGGUUAUUUUUUUGGAGGCUGUGCGUAGGCUCUUGACACACUUCCAACACUCACUAAGUGC
This is a messenger RNA of Suillus subalutaceus, 609 nucleotides long. RefSeq lists its product as uncharacterized. NCBI's taxonomy places the organism in Eukaryota, Fungi, Basidiomycota, Agaricomycetes, Boletales, Suillaceae. The record is from RefSeq and is a predicted model, not a curated record. The coding region runs from base 160 to 576 and encodes 138 amino acids. The transcript is spliced from 4 exons.